CCACCACAGAAACCUCAGUCGCGCAGCACACUCCGAAGCAUAGCUCCCGUCCCUCCGUCGCCCGAAAAGUACCGAAAAUGUCGCCGGCACCAGUCGUCGAGCACGCCGAUGUCGAGGCGGAGAAGCUGUCUUUCGAGGAGGAGCUCAAGAAGAAGCCGCAGGGCGACGAGCCAAUCGUUGAGGACGUGAAGGACGACGACAAGGAUGAAGACGAGGACGACGAUGAAGACGACGAGGAUGACGACAAGGAGGACGAUGGAACUCCAGGGGCUAAUGGGAGUUCCAAGCAAAGCAGGAGUGAAAAGAAGGCCCGAAAGGCAAUGCUGAAGCUGGGUAUGAAACCCGUUCCGGGUGUCACCAGGGUCACCAUCAAGAGGACCAAGAAUAUACUGUUCUUCAUAUCAAAGCCCGACGUCUUCAAGAGCCCCCACUCGGAGACUUAUAUCAUAUUUGGGGAGUCCAAGAUUGAGGACCUAAGCAAUCAGCUCCAGGCCCAGGCUGCCCAGCAGUUCAGGGUCCCUGACAUGGGCUCGGUGGUCUCUAAGCCUGAAGAUGCUGCUGCUGCAUCCCCGGCAGAGGAGGAAGAGGAAGAGAUUGACGAGACUGGAGUCGAGCCUCGGGAUAUCGAAUUGGUCAUGACCCAGGCGACUGUAUCGCGGAGCAAGGCAGUCAAAGCCCUCAAGUCCAACAAUGGAGAUAUUGUCAGUGCCAUCAUGGAACUCACCAAUUAGGUUUCGUGUUUCCUGCCCAGUUUUGGGGAUUUUCGCUUAUUGGCGGUUUUGAUCUCUCGAUUUUAAAGGAAUUAAUAUUGAGUUGUCAGCGGAACCUUUUUUCAGCGCAUAGCUGCUUUAUCUCAUUUAGAAUUUUGCUGGUGGUCGUGGAGUUUUGUCGUCUCAACAAGCAAAGUAUCAUGUGGACGAAGGGUUUUAUAAGAGGGGAUGCAGUUAGGCUGCUGAGUCCAUGGUCAGGUAUGAGGUACCUUUUUGUGAUGGCCACUAUGAUUAAUACUCCAACACAAGCAGUGUUUUACAAAA
Molecule: messenger RNA, 1034 nt
Organism: Punica granatum (pomegranate)
Lineage: Eukaryota; Viridiplantae; Streptophyta; Magnoliopsida; Myrtales; Lythraceae
Source: RefSeq, a predicted model, not a curated record